AUGGAGUCGUAUACACUUUUUGGUUUUAUGGCAAUUCUUGGAGAAUCCCUCAAAAAUUUCUUAAAACAUGGGAAGCUCAUGGCUUCCAUCACCUUACUCAUCCUUUCUCUUCGCUCAUUGCUCUUCUUGGCAAACACUUUCUCCAUUAAACCAUUGCUCAAAGAUCUUAUCACUAACGCCACCUUCCUACAGCUCACAACUCCGGGUACCUCUGAAUUUGCAAAGCUUGUCACUGCUGUGUGGCAAGAUCUCCAAGUCUUUGCUGGGUUGGAAUGGAUUUUCAUUGUUACCAUCUAUGUCACAUCCUUAUUCUGUGCCGCAACCACAGUCUUAGCAUCAGGGGUAACACAUAGAGGAAUAGACAUAUCCAUCAAAGAAUUACUAUUGAGAGUAGUGAAAUCAUGGAAAAGACCUUUCAUUACUUGGUUUUACAUAGCUUUGUUCGAGUUAGGCUAUGGUUUCCUAACAUGGGCAACUCUCAUUCCCUUGGUGCUGAUUUUUCCAGAUCAUGUUACUUUUUCUGCAAUCAUAAUUUUCAUUCUAGCAGCGGUUUUCCUUAGUUACUUGGCUGUUGUUUGGAAUUUAGCAUUUGUGGUUUCAGUACUAGAAGAAAAAUGUGGAAUUGAUGCACUAGGAAGGGCUGCGGAGCUAGUAAAGGGCUUAAAGUUAUGUGGGUUUUUUCUGAAUAUUGUGUUUGGAAUACUAUCCUUGGUUUUGAUUCCGGGUUUUAGGUUGGUCAACAGCAAACAAUUAACAACAAUUAGACUAUCUAUUGUGUUACUUUCGGUCAAUUGUUCGUGGCUGAUCAGGAUGUUUGCAUUGAUGGCGUUCACUGUCUUCUACUAUGAGUGCAAGAAUAACCAGGGAGAAAAAGAGAUUGGGAGCUUGGAAUACACUAAGCUAUCCACUGCAGCACAAGUUAGUACAGAUAUACCCUAA
This is a messenger RNA of Quercus robur (English oak), 939 nucleotides long. RefSeq lists its product as uncharacterized. The transcript has a single exon. NCBI's taxonomy places the organism in Eukaryota, Viridiplantae, Streptophyta, Magnoliopsida, Fagales, Fagaceae. Bases 1 to 939 code for a protein of 312 amino acids. The record is from RefSeq and is a predicted model, not a curated record.